UCUCUUUUUCAAUCUAUUUACAUACUCAAAUCCGUGGUUUUUUAGGAUACUGGGAAUUUUACUUUGAUCAACAAAUCGGAAUUCGGUUUUGUGUUUGAAACGUCCUUUAAACUUUAAUUUGCCUUCGAUUGUAGUAAUGGCGGAAAUAUGCUGUGGGUUUAUGAGUGACAAGGCGGCGUCAACCUCCGGCAGGUCGAGUUCACGAGAAGCACGUCGGAAGAGAAUGGAAAUCAGAAGAGUUAAGUUUGUAGCCGGAGUUCCGGCGGUAGUCACCCAUAACGGAUUCAAGAAAUUGAGGGUAUCUGUCUCACCAGACUCAUUCUCUCAUGCAUGUGAUGAUCAUCAUCAAGCAGAUGUUGUCAAAGCUAAUACGCCUGUAGUUGGUUCGAGCUCCGGUGGCUUUUAUCAUGGUGAAUCGAUUCCUAAGUUUGGAGUUGCAUCUGUGUGUGGACGCCGGAGAGAAAUGGAAGAUGCGGUUGCGAUUCAUCCGAGUUUUCUUGGAAUAGAUGAUGAUGAUAAAUUAUCUGAUGUACACUACUUUGGCGUCUACGAUGGCCAUGGUUGUUCUCAUGUUGCACAUAGGUGCAAGGAUCGAUUACACAUGUUGGUGAAGGAAGAAUUUAACACAGAGAUGGAAUCAAGGGAGUGGAAGAACACGAUGGAACGAAGCUAUAGUCGAAUGGAUGAGGAAGUAACAGUUUGGAACCAAGAAGCUAUAAACGGAGACUGCAAGUGUGAGCUUCAUGCUCCUGAGUCCUACGGUGUCGGAUCCACGGCGGUGGUGGCAGUCGUGACACCGGAAAAGAUCAUCGUCGCAAAUUGUGGUGAUUCAAGGGCGGUGCUUUGUCGAAAUGGCAAGGCAGUCCCUUUAUCAACCGAUCACAAGCCUGAUCGUCCUGAUGAACUCAACCGAAUCCAAGCUGCCGGUGGGAGAGUCUUAUAUUGGGAAGGCGCGAGAGUAUGCGGUGUUCUCGCCAUGUCUAGAGCUAUCGGCGAUAAUUAUUUGAAACCCUAUGUGAGUUGUGAGCCCGAGGUGACGAUCACAGAUCGAACUUCGGAAGAUGAUUUUAUGAUACUUGCAAGCGAUGGACUAUGGGACGUCGUGUCAAAUGAGACAGCUUGUGGGUUGGCGAAGAUGUGUCUGAAAGGAAAUGGACCAUCGGCGGAGAUGAAGAGUCCACCGAUGAACGAUGCGUCUGAGUAUGAGAACUGCGAUAGGGCUUGUUUAGAUGCGUCGUUGCUAUUAACGAAAUUGGCGUUGGCACGGCGAACUAUGGACAAUGUUAGUGUUGUUGUUAUAGAUCUAAGAAAUAAUCGCCAAUAAAAUAAUGAAAAAUCCAAAUCUUAUGAAUAUUUAUUUAACUUCUUCAAGUGUGGAGAAUCUAUUAAAAACCCAUAUUGUCGACCUUAAAUUGAAACUAGGCACGAAGCAUAACAUUAAUCUAUCUUGUUUUGGUUAUAUGUAACUUGUAAUAUAAUUAUCACAAACUAUAAUAAUAACAAAUAUAGAAACAUAA
This is a messenger RNA of Lactuca sativa (garden lettuce), 1517 nucleotides long. RefSeq names its product putative protein phosphatase 2C 24. Lineage: Eukaryota; Viridiplantae; Streptophyta; Magnoliopsida; Asterales; Asteraceae. The record is from RefSeq and is a predicted model, not a curated record. Gene Ontology annotation, biological process: protein dephosphorylation. Gene Ontology annotation, molecular function: protein serine/threonine phosphatase activity; cation binding.